Messenger RNA from Magnolia sinica, 513 nucleotides. RefSeq lists its product as uncharacterized. NCBI's taxonomy places the organism in Eukaryota, Viridiplantae, Streptophyta, Magnoliopsida, Magnoliales, Magnoliaceae. The record is from RefSeq and is a predicted model, not a curated record. Bases 1 to 513 code for a protein of 170 amino acids. The transcript has a single exon.
AUGAGCAACCUAUUUGAGCGGUUCCAGCGGUACAGACCGCCUACAUUCGCAGGCACCCACCGCCCUGAGGAAGCGGAGUACUGGCUCAAUCGAGUCACCAAAUUGCUUAGGCCUCUCCAUUGCACAGAAACAGAGAACGUGGAACUCCUCUCCUACCUUUUUGAGAAAGAGGCCGACCUAUGGUGGGAGAGCGUCCUCUGCUCUAUCUCCGAGGACCAUGUGUGGACGUGGGAGGCGUUUGAGAUCCGCUUCAAUGAAAAAUAUCUCCCUCAGACGUACCGGCAUGAGAGAGAGAAUGAAUUCCUCCGCCUCCAACAAGGGGGAAUGACUGUAGCGCCAUAUGAGAAUCGGUUUACAGAAUUGUCACGUUACGCUUCCGAGAUGAUCGCCAAUGAGGCGAUUAAGAUGAGGCGAUUUUCAGCGGGGUUGAGGAGCGGUAUCCGCUCUAAGAUGUGUUGUGCCAGCAUUAGAACAUAUGCCGAGCUCAUUAAGAUGUCGGCCUGGGUGGAGUAG